AUGGCCACGGCCGCCGAACUCCAAAAGCUCGAAGCCGAGCUCAAGGAACGCGAGUCUCUCCUCCAAGCUCGUCAAGCUGAACUUGAUCGCCGUCUCACCGAGUCAGGCAAAACCCCAGCCACCACCACCCAAAACCCCUCCUCCUACGUAGCCUCCCUCAAACCCAACGUUGCUAUCACCCUUGACCUCCAUGACUCCAACUACAUCAAGUGGCGUGAGCUUGUCCUCGUCGCUCUAGGUCGCUACGGCCUCACCCACCAUGUCAUCGGCACCGAUGCCGCCACCCCAUCCGACACAUCUCCGACCUCAGAUUGGGCGCGCGAUGACUUCACGGUUCUCUCAUGGAUCUACGGCUCGAUCUCCCCCGAGCUCUUCGGUAUCAUCAUGGCACCAGGGUCUACGGCGCGGCAGAUCUGGGACUCCAUCGCCAAUCUCUUCCACGACAACAAGAAGAGCCGCGCCCUUGCUCUGGAUGCGGAAUUCCGCAACACGCCUCAAGGACAUAUCUCCGACGAGACGCUGGUGCUGACAGUGCUCCGUGGCCUCAACGAGCAGUACAGCCACCUCCGCUCCUUUUUACCAUAUCAGGUGCCGUUUCCCUCGUUUUUGCAUACCCGCUCCGCACUCGUCCUCGAGGAAACCCAGAAGAAGGCCGACACAAAGACUGCUUCUGCCACGGCCCUCUGGGCUAGUGGCAAUAGCGUCCUCCCUCCCGGCGGCGGGGCACCGCCACCAACACCUCCAGCUGACCGUGGCUCUGCCUCUAGCCUCACCGAUCCGCGCCACACUGCCCUCGUGCCCUACUCCAACCCUGGCCGUGGCGGUGGUUACGGUGGCCGUCGUGGACGUGGUGGUGGUCGUGGGCGCGGCCGCGACAACAACAAUCCCUGGAUGUUCAAUCCAUGGACUGGCCUCCCGACUCGAGCCGGCCAGCAGCAACAACAGUCUUCACCACCACCAUGGCAACAGCCUCCCUCCGCACCAUGGCAGCCCCGGCGGCGCGCUCCUGGCCUCCUAGGACCCCGCCCCGGCGCUGCAUAUACAGCCUACGGUCACCAGCAACCACCCAACGGCACGCCUCAGCACCUGGACCCGGCUCUGCUCACCGCUCUCUAG
Lolium perenne is the source of this 1116-nucleotide messenger RNA. NCBI's taxonomy places the organism in Eukaryota, Viridiplantae, Streptophyta, Magnoliopsida, Poales, Poaceae. The record is from RefSeq and is a predicted model, not a curated record.